UUUCUUUCUUUCUUUCUUUCUUUCUUUCUUUCUUUUUCUUUAUAUUCUUUUUUUCUUUACUUCUUUUACAAACGUAUAUACACUUUCUCUCUCUCUAUCUCUCUUCUUUAUACAUUCUUGUGCAAAAAAAAAAAAUGGGUUGUCUUGACGAAGCUAAAUCUAUGAACUUUUCUCUCUAUGGACAAUGGCUUGGCAUUAUCUCUAUUAUUUUAUUGAUUGCUUUGGGUAUUGUUGGCUUCCUAGGUCACGUUGUAUUUAGUAUUGUUGGAUGGGUGAUUGCAUUUCUUUUGGUCUUAGUUGAGAUUCCUUUAUGUCUCAAGCUCUGCCCUACAAGUCCUAAGUUGGAUGGAUUCAUUUCUUACUUUGAAAACAGUUACUUCCGCGCCGCCAUGUACUUGGUGUUUGCUGUCAUCAUGUUCCUUUCUAAUCUUCUUAGUGGUGCCACUCCUCUGAUUGCAGCCGCUGUAACUUUAUUGUUUGGUGCUAUCUCAUAUCUUGCUGCUGCUGUCAUGGGUCAAUCAUUUGCAAGCUCAAAAAUUUUGGGUGGUACUGGAACUGAUAAUGUUGUGUAGAGGAAGAAAUGGGGAAACAAGUAAUCCGGUCAAUACGGUGAUGAUGGUUCAUUUGUAUACUUUCUAUUCUAUGGUGUUGAUUUUAUAGUUUAUUAUUUACUAGUCUAGCUAUUUUUUAUUUUAUUUUGUAUAAUCUCUUCACCCCCUUCUAACAUUUUUUUUUUGUAAAUGAUCUAAACAAACUGUUAUAAUAAAGAAACUUUCGAUCGUAUUAGAUGAUAAUGAUGAUCAGGAUGAAUGAUGGGAAAAGCGGCUUAUGAAAAUGUUGCAGGACUUUGUUGGCUCGAUAAGAACACCAAUAAG
Molecule: messenger RNA, 875 nt
Organism: Halteromyces radiatus
Lineage: Eukaryota; Fungi; Mucoromycota; Mucoromycetes; Mucorales; Cunninghamellaceae
Exons: 9
Coding region: 135-572 (145 amino acids)
Biological process (GO): vesicle-mediated transport
Cellular component (GO): Golgi membrane
Source: RefSeq, a predicted model, not a curated record